Aspergillus nidulans FGSC A4 is the source of this 1878-nucleotide messenger RNA. Its product is annotated as MFS transporter. The record is from RefSeq and is a predicted model, not a curated record. Gene Ontology annotation, cellular component: membrane. The transcript is spliced from 3 exons. The coding region runs from base 1 to 1827 and encodes 608 amino acids. Gene Ontology annotation, molecular function: transmembrane transporter activity. Gene Ontology annotation, biological process: transmembrane transport. NCBI's taxonomy places the organism in Eukaryota, Fungi, Ascomycota, Eurotiomycetes, Eurotiales, Aspergillaceae.
AUGGCGGGACGCCAUGAGCAUGAGCAUGCACCUGCAAAUGCACACGAGUUGUCUCGAGUCGAAGACGCCAGUUAUGAAUCCGGUCUGUCGAGCUCGGAUUCAGACUCUAUAGAUACGCAGCCGCGACGGAGACAAGGAUCAACUGCUAGUACUCUGCAGACGAGGUCGAGUUCUCGAACGAGACCGGCUGAGAUCAGUCGCAUAUACUCUGGCGUGCAUCUCGACGACCAUUCCGUCUAUCAGGGCGAGGACGAUCAUGAUAGUUUAGGGGAGGAGAGUAAUGAGAAAGAUGCGAAUCCCGAAGUGGAGGUCGACAACGGAAUCGUCACCGAGAAAGAUCGAGACCUGGAGGCAAACAGACAGGGUGCAACAGCUGAGAUAGAGAAGUCUCGAACAGGGCGCUCGGCGCAGUCCUCAGACCCCAAACUGGUUACGUGGAAUGGUCCUGACGAUCCUGAGAACCCCAAAAAUUGGCCCAUGAAGAAGAAAUGGGCGAUUGUGGUAACGGUUUCGUGCUUUACGUUCAUCUCGCCGGUUUCAUCAUCCAUGGUGGCGCCAGCGUUGACUACUUUGGCCCGAGAUCUGGGGAUCACGGAUGCGAUAGAGUCCCAGCUUACGCUGUCCAUCUUUGUUCUAGCCUACGCCUUUGGACCGCUCUUCCUCGGGCCUCUGUCUGAGAUCUAUGGGAGGAUGAUGGUUCUGCAACUGGCCAAUCUGUUUUACCUGGUGUUCAAUAUCGCCUGUGGUGUUGCGAAGACCAAGGCGCAGAUGAUCGUCUUUCGCUUCUUUGCUGGCUUAGGCGGCAGUGCUCCCCUAGCGAUUGGCGGUGGCGUUUUAUCAGACUGCUUCCGACCCGAAGAACGAGGCAAGAGUGUUGCCAUUUACAGUCUUGCUCCCCUCCUCGGCCCAGCAGUCGGCCCUAUUGCCGGUGGAUUUAUCGCAGAGAACACAACCUGGCGCUGGGUGUUCUAUGCAACCACUAUCGCCGACGGCGUCAUUCAGAUCGCAGGCCUGAUCUUAUUGAAGGAGACCUACGCGCCCAAGAUUUUGCGAACGCGGGCAAUAAGACUCCGCAAGGAGACCGGUGAUCUAUCCUACCAAACCGAAGUCGAGCGCCAAAAAAAGACCCUCAGCGAGACCAUCCGCUCAGCUCUCAUCCGCCCCUUCCGCCUCCUGUUUACGCAGCCCAUCGUCCAAGCCAUUGCCGUGUACCUCGCCUACACCUACGGAAUAAUGUACCUCGUCCUCUCCACGUUCCCGAGCCUAUGGACUGGCGAACAAUACUAUAAUGAAUCCAUCGGCAUCGGCGGCCUAAACUAUAUCUCCCUCGGAAUUGGCUUCUGGCUGGGCUCUCAGAUCUGUGCUCCACUCAACGACCGCAUUUACCGCAGCCUGAAAGCCCGCAACAACGGCGUUGGCAAACCCGAGUUUCGCGUCCCACUCCUCUGCGUCCCGGCCUUCCUCACCCCUGCCGGCCUCUUCAUCUACGGCUGGACAGGUCAGUACCAAACACACUGGAUAGCGCCGAACAUUGGCGCGGCGAUUUUCGGCAUGGGAACGAUCGUCACCUUCCAAUGCGCGCAAACAUACAUGAUCGACUCGUAUACGAGAUUCGCGGCGAGCGCGUUGGCAGCGAGUGCGUUUUUGCGGUCAAUUUGCGGCUUCGCGUUUCCGCUUUUCGCACCGUAUAUGUAUGACGCGUUGCAUUAUGGAUGGGGGAAUAGUUUGCUAGGCUUCAUCAGCUUGGGUUUGGGAAUCCCGGCGCCAGUAUUUCUUUGGAAGUUUGGGGCGUUGCUGAGGAAGAAGAGUACAUAUGCGGCGGGUUGACACACACAAUACUUAUCAGAGUAUCUAUUAAUUACACACUUUAUUCACACU